AUGUCUCAAGCAGUUCCCAGGAUUGUUACCCGAGCGCUGGGUAAUAAUGGACCUCAAAUUCCUCGCCUCGGCCUCGGCCUCAUGGGUUUGAGCGGACACUAUGGCAUGCCCGCUCCAGACGAAGAGCGCCUGGCCUUUUUGGACAAGGCAUAUGAGAUGGGCGAGAGAUACUGGGACACAGCCGACAUGUAUGGAGACAACGAGGACCUCCUGGGAAAGUGGUUCGCCGCCAACCCGGGAAAGCGUGAAAACAUCUUUCUCUCCACCAAGUUCGGCAUCCAAAUGGAAGGCAGAAACAUCAAGGUCGACUCUUCUCCAGGGUACUGCCGACAGGCCGUCGAAAAGUCGUUGAAGCGGCUCGGACUGCCAUUUGUCGACUUGCUCUAUGUUCACCAUCUCGACAAGGUCACGCCGAUUGAAAAGACGAUCCAAGUCAUGGUUGAACUCAAGAAUGAGGGCAAGAUUCACCACCUUGGGUUGAGCGAGUGCAGCGCUGAUACGCUCCGUCGUGCUUCUGCAAUCCACCCCAUUGCCGCUGUUCAGAUGGAGUACAACCCGUUUACUGUGGAGAUUGAAUCGCCUGAGCGUCGCUUCCUCGAGACUGCGCGAGAACUCGGCAUCGCCGUGGUCGCAUACAGUCCUCUUGGAAGAGGGCUUCUUACUGGAUCCAUUUCAUCGAAAGAGGACCUUACCAAGGCUGGUGAUAUGCGAACCAUGUUGCCCCGAUUCAACGACGAAAACCUCGAGAGGAACCUAGCAGUUGUGGCAAAGAUUUCCGAAAUCGCAAAGGCCAAGAGUGUUACUCCAACACAGCUGGCACUGGCCUGGGUCCUGGCGCAGGGUGAUGAUAUCUUUGCUAUUCCCGGAACAACAAAAGCACAUAGACUUGGCGAGAAUCUCGGAGCCAUGAGCGUCAGCCUGACUGCGGAAGAGGAGCAAGCCAUUCGCAAUGUUGGAAAGGAAGUCUUUGGAGCUCGAAUUCAUGACAAAAUUCCCGGUGUCAACAUCUUUGGCGACACUCCGCCGCUCGAGGCAUAA
Molecule: messenger RNA, 1038 nt
Organism: Trichoderma aggressivum f. europaeum
Lineage: Eukaryota; Fungi; Ascomycota; Sordariomycetes; Hypocreales; Hypocreaceae
Exons: 2
Coding region: 1-1038 (345 amino acids)
Cellular component (GO): cytoplasm
Source: RefSeq, a predicted model, not a curated record